This is a messenger RNA of Vitis riparia (riverbank grape), 324 nucleotides long. RefSeq lists its product as uncharacterized. The transcript has a single exon. The record is from RefSeq and is a predicted model, not a curated record. Lineage: Eukaryota; Viridiplantae; Streptophyta; Magnoliopsida; Vitales; Vitaceae. Bases 1 to 324 code for a protein of 107 amino acids.
AUGGCUACUCUACAAAGGUCUGCAGUUUCAUUUAGGAGGCAAGGUUCAUCAGGCUCGGUAUGGGAAGACAAGUUCUCAUCUGGAAACAUGCAUAAUAUGAUGCAAAAGCAAGGGAAUGCAGACCAGAGAGAGCUAAGGCCAUGCCAAAGUGUCGUUCGACCCAGUCGUUCAACCAUGGCUCCUUCCAUUUGUCCUCGCAGUUUAUCAACUCCAGCCGGCAAGCCAGCUUCCCACAAGGCAUUCGGGUUUGGUUUUCUUGGUGUUUUCAGGAGACCAAUACCCAGGCAGAGGCAUACAUCUGGAAACGAUGCACAUCAGCUCUGA